Molecule: messenger RNA, 1036 nt
Organism: Penaeus indicus
Lineage: Eukaryota; Metazoa; Arthropoda; Malacostraca; Decapoda; Penaeidae
Exons: 3
Coding region: 16-645 (209 amino acids)
Source: RefSeq, a predicted model, not a curated record
ACCAUACAACACAAGAUGGCGUGGCUGCACAUGACCGUGGUGAUCCUGGCGGCGCUGGCGAAGUCGAACCACGCCCAGGCCAACCAGGGUUACAUCGCUCCCGACCCGCCGUGCUACGCCCCGACAGUCACUGUUUACGACACGGUGACGGAGGUCAACACGCUCGUGGAGACGGUUUCCACCACGAUCGUCGAAAAUGUGGUGGAGACGGAGACCGCGUACGUCACGGAGACGCUGACGGAGAGGGAAGUGCAGUCCGUCACGGAGGUGGAGACCGUCGUCGCCACGGAAACGGAGCAGGUCAUAGCGACGGCAUACGAAACAGUCUACGAGACACAGGUGGAGACGCAGACGCAGACGCAGGUGGAGGAGCGUACAGCCACCGUCACCGAAACGAAGGUCGAGGAAGUUGAAGUGACCAAGUGCGCCGCCCCCGCCCCCGCCCCGGCUCCCAAGCCUGCCCAUGGCCUUUCUACGUCCUACGGCCCCCCACCGCGCCCAUCCUACAAAGCCCCUGCGCCGGCGCCCUCUUACGGCCCCACGCCCAUGCUGAUGAGUCUGGGCGGCUUCAAGGGCUACCCCGGCUUCAAAGGAUUCGAUUUCCAAGGAUUUAACCCAUUUUCUCAAUACGAAUCUAGCGACUAAAUUUCUAAUACUUGUCGAUUUUAAAGUCCAUUUAUUUAUGUUUUAGUCUCCCUUAGUACAUUUUCGGAUGUUUUUAUUUACAUCAGAUAUGGUUUUCAGUAUUUGCCAUAAUUUCUGUUUCUAAAACUUUUUCAACUUUUCAACUCUAGUCUGCUUCCUGAACCGGAGGAUGUAAAUGUGGAUUCCUUUCAACCUAUUGAAGAUUUAUUAAUUCAGCAAAAAAAAUCAUUCUGAAGUUUAUUCGUAAUGAUAGAGAAAAAAGCAAAUAGGACCACAAUGUCCCUCUGGCGCCAAAAUUUGAAAAUGUCGGUUAUGACGCCGGUUACGUUAUGACCUCAUGGAAACAUUCAUGUCUCCAUUUCCUGUGCCUCUUUUUCGUGUUUUGGUGUAA